Caenorhabditis sp. 36 PRJEB53466 is the source of this 1857-nucleotide messenger RNA. Lineage: Eukaryota; Metazoa; Nematoda; Chromadorea; Rhabditida; Rhabditidae. The record is from the annotation of a GenBank genome assembly.
AUGCCCAUGCUACCGCAAGUCGUCAAAAUGAGUGAGUUGCUUGUUAGCCAUUCAAGAUCGGGUUUCAAAUUUGCGGGAAAUAUUCAUGAGCCAUACAAUUUGGAAGUGUUUACUUCCAGGGCUCAAACAAGUGGCUCACUUUCCACAACCUUAAGCAUACAAUAGUGUAAAUUGUAGAUAUCAACGAUCCGGCGCCAGGACACAUGCCUGAGGACCAGUUGAAGAGCUACAAGGAGAACCAUCCGGUUAAUUCCGCACUUAUUCACCCAAAAACCAUUCAAUUCUCUCUAGGAGCCCCACGUGCUCACCACUUCGCAUGGCGCGCCGAUCUACUCGAAAACGGCGGUGCUCACCGCUGGACGUCGUGGUCCGAUGCUCAUGCAAGACGUCGUUUUCAUGGAUGAAAUGGCGCACUUUGACCGGGAACGCAUUCCGGAACGAGUUGUGCACGCGAAGGGAGCCGGUGCUCAUGGAUACUUCGAGGUGACCCAUGACAUUACCAAGUACUGCAAGGCGGACCUGUUCAACAAGAUCGGCAAGCAGACGCCUCUCUUCGUUCGCUUCUCGACUGUCGGCGGGGAGAAUGGAUCGGCGGAUACGGUCCGUGAUCCGCGUGGAUUCGCCGUCAAGUUCUACACGGAGGAGGGCAACUGGGACCUCGUCGGCAACAACACUCCCAUCUUUUUCAUCCGCGAUCCCAUCCACUUCCCCAACUUUAUUCACACCCAGAAGCGCAACCCACGAACCCAUCUGAAGGACCUCAAUGCUGCAUUUGACUUUUACACCCACCGCCCCGAAACCAUCCAUCAGGUGAUGUUCUUGUACUCGGAUCGCGGAAUUCCCGACGGUUUCCGACACAUGCAAGGCUUCGGAAGUCACACGUUCAAAAUGGUGAACAAGGACGGGAAGCCGGUGUACUGCAAGUUUCAUUGGAAGGUGAGCACACUUUAGGGAUUCAAGGACUCACAAGUUCAUUUCCAGACCUGCCAAGGCGUCAAGAACCUGAGUUUGGCCGAAGCCGGUCGCCUGGCCUCUGAAGAUCCGGACUACUCGCUCCGUGACCUGUUCACUGCGAUCCAGAAGAAAGACUUUCCGGAAUGGAAGCUCUUCAUUCAGGUGAUGACGUUCGAGCAGGCCGAGAAGUGGGAGUUCAAUCCGUUCGAUAUUACCAAAACGUGGUCCCAGAAAGAUUACCCGCUGAUCGAGGUCGGAAAGAUGGUGCUGAACCGCAAUCCGCAGAAUUAUUUCGCUGAGGUAAGUAUCUCACAAUCAGCGGUGGGUUAAGAUAUCAAAAAGUGGUCAACUACGGGAUCAACUAUUAUAAACUUCCAGGUCGAACAAGUGGCGUUCGCUCCGUCGCACGUGGUCCCGGGAAUCGAGUUCUCUCCGGAUAAGCUCCUCCAAGGCCGCAUCUUCUCCUACACAGACACUCAGUUCCACCGCCUCGGCCCCAAUUUCGUCCAGCUUCCCAGCAACUGUCCAUACCGUUCGCGUGCCCACAACACCCAGCGCGACGGUCCCAUGACGAUGAACAGCCAGGACGACUCGCCCAACUACUUCCCCAACAGUUUCCACGGCUAUCGGACCCGUGCGGACGUGAAGGACUCGGUGUUCCCGACACUCGGCGACGUCGAUCGCUACGAGACGGACGACGAUCACAACUUCGAGCAGCCGCGUCUCUUCUGGGAGAACGUGCUCAACGAGCAACAGCGGGACCACUUGGCCACCAAUCUCGGAAACGAUCUGGCAAAGUGCUACGAGCCGACUCAGGAGGCGAUGGUCAAGAUCUUGACGAGCGUCCAUCCCGACUUUGGCGCUUUCGUCAAACAUUUGUUGUGCGAGAAGAAACAUAAAUGA